AUAAAAUAAAAUAAUAAGUAAUAAAUGAGUCAUAAUAAUUUCUCAUCAUAUAUUUUAAAAGGGAAAUUUGAGUUUUAAUGCAAUAAGUGACACUACAUUUAAAAAAUACCCCAUCCCUAUAUGACUCUCGUUUUGGUGCUACUAAUGACAUUACUACCCAAAAUACUCCUGGCAUAAUUUUCUCAAACUCUCCGUAUUCUCUCCCAAAUUCUCGAACCAAGCAAACUUUGAAAUAGAUAGGCCUCGAUUGAAUCCGAGGAACCUAACCUUCAUUGUCUUCCACGACCACGAACAAGGGCUCCCAAAGGGUCGGAGUUGACGAUCGGAGAAGGGGAAGGAGAAAACGUCGAGCAAGCCGACCAAACUUUUAGGAAACAACCCCAAAGAAAGCGAAGGAGAGGGAUUUCAUUUUUAAUCUGCAAUAUGUGUAUGUGCCUGGUUUUUUUUGUUGAUUUUUGUUCAUAGAAUAGAUCAGGGCUGGGGAAUGAAGAAAUCUGGGUUUUUUUUCUAUAUUUUUCAUGCAACUCGAUAGAAAUCGAUAGGACGCGAUAGCACAUGAUAGGGACUGGAUUUAGCUGUGCCUCGAUAGGCCUCGAUGGGACUCGAUGAAAUUUAGGCUUUGGGAUUUUUAGGGCCUACCUCGAUAGGAAUCGAUAGGCCUCGAUAGGACUCGAUACUACGAGACUUUGGGAUUUUUAGGCCUUACCUCGAUAGGCCUCGAUAAGACUCGAUAGUAACCCGAUGAUAUUAUUCUUUGUGAUUUUUAGAACCCACCUCGAUAGGACUCGAUAGUUUCUGCCUCGAUGGGACUCAAUAGGCCUCGAUAGUGACCAGAUUGUUUUACAUUUUUAACAUUUUUUUAACAUUUUUAUUUUGCUUUUUUUUCCAGAUGCCUGACCUUAUUGUGUCGUUGGAGAAACACUUUCCUGGCCGUGUCACUUAUAGGGAUAGUGCCUUCUUGGAUACCCUUAUAGAGCAGUUUCAGAGGCAUGGUCUUAUUGAAAGGGCACAGGCAUGCCCGUUGGGACAGUUCUUUAAGGCGAAGCCGUUUAGUUUUUCUGGGGUUCUGCUGCAUCAGCUAAUGUUGCGUAAGGUAGAAAGAAAGAAGCCUGAAGAGGGUCAGUUCUACCUGGGCAACACUCUGUGUAGAUUUGGUAUUGCAGAGUUUGCCCUAGUUACCGGGCUAAAUUUUGGGAAAUCAUCGUCCCUAGAUGAGUUGAAAGAGCAUCUUUCAAGUGAUCAGAUCAUCCAGGAAUAUUUUAAUGGUGAUUCGAAGGUUAGUUUUGGUCAGUUGAAAGAUGCAUUGAAGGCCUCCACAAACCCAGAAGAUGCAUUUAAGAUGGGUUUGUGCUAUUUGAUAGAGGGGGUACUGAAUGCCCCAAAGAAGACAACGACGAUAUGGGGAGAUUCCCUGAGGAUGGUUGAGGAUAUUGAUUACUUUUUCAAGUAUCCAUGGGGGAAGUUGUCAUUUAAGAAGGUUAGCAAAGGAGUUCAAAAGGACAUGAAGAAGCAAUUGAAACACUAUGAGGAGAAGAAGAAAGAGGGGUCAAGCAAAAAACAGAAGGAGGCGAAGUAUAGUUUCAAUUGCUAUGCAACCGCGCUUCUUUACUGGGCUUUUGAGGCCAUGCCUUCUCUCGAGAGUAAGUUUGGUGAGAACAGUGGGAAUCAGAUUCCGAGGAUGCUUAGCUGGGCUACGAAGACUAAUAUCACUAUUUCAACAACUCUGUUGGUUCCUAUAUUCGCCAACCGUCGAAUAAGUUCCAUUUUAUCUUGUUAAAUGUCAUAGAUUAAUUUAUUAACGAUUUAUUUUAUUAAAGUUUUCCUGACACAUGUUAUUCAAACAUGCAGUUAGUGGUAUUUCCCAUGCUGAAGCCACGUCCCGGUGAGGUAGUCUACUACAAUGGCCUCCCAGAAGUUGAUUCCAGGUUAUUCCCUGAGUUGGAAUCAACUGUGGGGGAGGCUGGGACUGCAGUGAAGGAAGUAGUGGUACCUGAGAAGGAGGCAGAGAAGCUGACAAAAGUUGCAAAGGAAGCCUCCAUUUUUUAUGAGGAUGUCCCGAGGGUUGAGGAGGGCACUUCACAGGCCUGUGCAACUUCAUCUAGUCAGGUUGCCCAGCCUGAUUUUGAGAAAUUGAUGCAGAGGCUCAAGAGGGUUGAGGAGGGCCAGACAACCUUACUACAGAAUCAGACCACAAUCAUGGCUCAGUUGGUGCAGCUGCUUUCACUGGUCUUAGGUCGAUCCACCGACGUAAAAUCAGAUACAGAGUCUGAUAUCUUGCUUGCAGACUACGAGCGCGGUGAUCAACCCUCCACUCCACAGGCCCAUACAUCUGUAGUUUCCAGUGAUGCUGACAGUCCCAGUGUACGAGUACUGCAGCCUGAGGAGGCAGCUGGCCUUGAAGUUGUCAGGAAGAAACGCAUGCCCAAGUGUUUUGAUGACUUCACCGACCCAACAAAGAAGAUCAGACUAGAUAAACAGGGGCUAGUUGCUAAACCACUGAGGAAGUGUGACCCACAGUAGGAGAAGAGCUUCCAUAAGUGGAUCAUCGGGAAUAUCGACAACAAGAGAGACCAGAACGUCUAUACUGGGACGCACGGUGUGGCAUGGUUCUUGCAGUUGCACACAGUCCAAACUUGGCUUUGGGAUUCGCAUAUUGAUGCCGCUUUGCACAUGCUACGCCGCCAACGCCACUUUUACCAUGCUGCAUUUCGGCAGGAUGCUGCGAUCAUGAACACCACCUUCCCCCAGGUGUGCCUAGGUCGUUGGAAUCAUUUUAGAGAGAUCGGCACUAAGUAUACAUGGGACAACGAUGUGCUGAGAAUGUUGAAGGGCGAUGAUAAUCAAUUCCUUGUAACAUGGCAAAAUGUGAGUGAAGUAUAUUUUGCCCUUGCACGUCGAGAAAGCCGCACAUUGGAUCGCCAUUGAAGUCUCCAUUCCAACGUGGUUCAUCAACAUUUAUGAUUCCAACCAUAGCGUGCUCAGUCCCACUCUGAUGGAGGAAGCGAUCAAGCCUUGGUGCUUAUUGUUGCCUUCGUUGUUAUGGUGUUCUGGCAUGUUUGACGACCAUGAGGACCUCCAGGUAUAUCCUGAGUAGAAUGCAAAGCCUUUUUCAUAUUGUCGUAUUCCUCCAGAGGAGUGUCCUCAGACUAAGACAAGUGGGGAUUGUGGUAUGUUUUCCAUCAAACAUAUUGAGCAUCUGGUUGCCAGGCGACCACUCGAUACCGUUAUCGAUGAGAACAUCCAGCAUUUCAGGACCAAGUGGUGUGUGGACCUAUUCUAUCAAAAUUUGUCCUCGUGAUGCUCUUUAUAUUUUUGUCUUACACAUCUUGUAUAG
This is a messenger RNA of Humulus lupulus (European hop), 3334 nucleotides long. RefSeq lists its product as uncharacterized. NCBI's taxonomy places the organism in Eukaryota, Viridiplantae, Streptophyta, Magnoliopsida, Rosales, Cannabaceae. The transcript has 3 exons. The coding region runs from base 890 to 1777 and encodes 295 amino acids. The record is from RefSeq and is a predicted model, not a curated record.